AUGCAAAAUGUCGUAAAACCAUCGGCACAUCGUUUAUAUCCAGGUGUCAUUGAAAAGAGACGAUCUCGAGCUUGGCGUAUGCAUCAUCAAUUAUGCAAUGAAAGAUAUAAAAAUGAUGUAGCUACUAACGAAUCAUGGUUUUACUUCGACGCAAGCCAAGGUGUUAGAGAUAUAUAUUAUGUCAGAAGCGACGGAUUAUCAGAAGAAGUUAACAAAAUCGCACGAAACUAUUUGCAUCCUGUGGCUGUGUUGGUUUGGGUGGAUGUGAGCACACAUUGUAAGAGUCAGUUACAUUUUGUUGAACAUGGUUCAACAAUUACCAGUCGAUACUAUAUUGAUCAUAUAAUAGAGCCAUUUAUUAAAUAUGAUAAUCCUCGUUUAUUUGCUGGUGACACACAAAAGAAAAUGACUCUUCAUCAAGAUAGUGCACCAGGUCAUGCAACCAAAGUGACACUUAGUUAUAUGAAAGAAAAGAAAAUUCAAGUUAUAACACCUACAGAGUGA
This is a messenger RNA of Rotaria socialis, 504 nucleotides long. The record is from the annotation of a GenBank genome assembly. Lineage: Eukaryota; Metazoa; Rotifera; Eurotatoria; Philodinida; Philodinidae.